GGACACAGCAGGUGUACAUACAGACCCAGGAAUUCAGCACAGGGAUGGUGGGAACCCCUCAUAAUGGGCACAGCAGGUGUGCAGACCUGGGACCUCAGCACAGGGAUGGUAGAAACCCCUCAUAAUGGGAACAGCAGGUGUACAGACCCAGGAAUUUAGCACAGGGAUGGUGGGAAACUCCUCCUAAUGGGCAGAGCAGGUGUACAGACCCAGGAACUCAGCACAGGGAUGGUGGGAACUUCUCAUAAUGGGCGCAGCAGGUGUGCAGACCUGGAACCUCAGCACAGGGAUGGUGGGAACCCCUCAUAA
Staurois parvus is the source of this 309-nucleotide messenger RNA. Lineage: Eukaryota; Metazoa; Chordata; Amphibia; Anura; Ranidae. The record is from the annotation of a GenBank genome assembly.